AUGGAAUCCAAAAGAGGCUUCUCUUUCAGAUCAAUCCUCUUCCACUCUCUGUGGACAACUCUCACAGGAAUCCUCUUAUUCACUCUCUCCACCACCAAAAGACACAACUUCGGUUACAUCAAAUUCUUUUCCAUAUGUGGAACAUUGCUCAUUACCUUACCUUGGAUCAUCCAACUUCUGGUCACUUCUGCUGUCAUUAUACUGCAUAGGACCAGAGGUUACAACCUCAUGUGGAUUGUUCAGCCACCAAAACCCAAAGAGAAUCAUCUCAACAACAAUGUCGUCACUAUCUCUUCUUCUUCAUCUCCUCUUCCCUCUCGCCAGGUUGUGAAGAAUGGCGACACCGAUGGGCUCGAGAUUAGGAUUGUCAUUGCAAGUCCAAAGGAUGGAUCCCCUGCAACUCUUUUGGAGAUUGAAGGAAGAAGAAACACCAAACUUCUCACAAAUGGAUCACCUGUUGCUUAA
This is a messenger RNA of Microthlaspi erraticum, 465 nucleotides long. The record is from the annotation of a GenBank genome assembly. NCBI's taxonomy places the organism in Eukaryota, Viridiplantae, Streptophyta, Magnoliopsida, Brassicales, Brassicaceae.